UCUGGUUGGAAAGACUGUUCCUUGGAAAAGAUUGGCAGCACUCCAAAACCCAAACAUGACUGAACAAAAUAAAGAGGUCCGGAUUGUUCUGGUUGGGAAGAUUGGUUCUGGGAAGAGCGCAACAGGAAACGCCAUCCUGGGGAGAAAAGCGUUUGAAUCCAAAAUGUCCUCUAUUUCUGUGACAUCCUCAAGUAAAAAGAAAAGAGGAAAUGUGGGAGGGCAACAUGUAGCUGUCAUCGACACACCAGGCUUGUUUGACACCAAGUUAACACAGGAGGAAGCACUGAAAGAGAUCUCACAGUGCCUGCUAUUCUCCGCUCCUGGUCCCCAUGUGUUCCUGGUUGUUCUCAAGCUGGGAGGAUUCACUGAAGAGCAGCAGGAAAUUGUGAAGAUGAUCCAGACAUUAUUUGGUGAUGAAGCAUCGAAAUACACCAUGGUUGUCUUCACACAUGGAGACCUUCUUGAUGAUGUAACAAUUGAAGACUUCCUGCAUGGAAAUCCCAAACUGGAAAGUUUCAUUACCAAAUGUAACGGGGGAUAUCAUGUCUUCAAAAACAAAGAUCAGAAUCCCUCCCAGGUCACUGAGCUCCUUGAGAAGAUAAACAAGAUGGUGAAGAUGAAUGGAGGAAGCCACUACACCACUGAGAUGUUCCAGGAGGCUGAGAGAGUGAUUGAAGAAGAGAAGAACAGGAUCUUGAGAGAGAAUGAAGAGAAGAUACACAAAGAGAGGGAAGAACUGAAGGCAAAGUUUGAAGGAGUGUGUCUAAGAGAAGAAGUAGAGAAGCUGGGGAUAAAACAGGAAAGAAAAGCUAGAAAGAAUGCUGAGAAAUUUAGCAAAAUGGGAACAGGUGCUACAAUCGGAGCGGCUUUGGGAACAUUUGGAGGCCCAGUUGGUAUGUCAGUUGGUGCAGCAAUGGGAGUUGCAGUGGGAGCUGGAGCAUGCAGUACUCAAUGAGAGUCCGUAGAUAACAGUGCUGUACCUUCUACAAGUUGUUUGACUUCAUUACUUGAUAUUGAAAGCUUCCUCUAUAUACACAGAGCAAACACAACAUAUGUUAUUGUAGCCUACAUUAAAAAUGAUACUCAGGGGGUUGAUGAACACAUAUUUAGCUGUUUUUGUUAUAAUGUUUUACUGAUCACAAGAAAAGGUUGUUGUAUUGAGGUAGAUUUUAUUAGGAGUAACAGACACCUGCAAAAGAUGGGGGGCACUCACUAAUAAAGUAUUACUUAUAUGUAUUAUUAACACUCACUAAUAAAGUAUUACUUAGAUGUAUUGUUAACACUCACUAAUGAAGUAUUACUUAUAUGUAUUAUUAACACUCACUAAUGAAGUAUUACUUAGAUGUAUUAUUAACACUC
This is a messenger RNA of Oncorhynchus mykiss (rainbow trout), 1359 nucleotides long. The record is from RefSeq and is a predicted model, not a curated record. Lineage: Eukaryota; Metazoa; Chordata; Actinopteri; Salmoniformes; Salmonidae.